Nakaseomyces glabratus is the source of this 612-nucleotide messenger RNA. RefSeq names its product Rfu1p (gene RFU1). The record is from RefSeq and is a predicted model, not a curated record. Gene Ontology annotation, molecular function: K63-linked deubiquitinase activity. Lineage: Eukaryota; Fungi; Ascomycota; Saccharomycetes; Saccharomycetales; Saccharomycetaceae. Gene Ontology annotation, biological process: protein K63-linked deubiquitination. Gene Ontology annotation, cellular component: membrane; endosome.
AUGAAGAGUACACAACAACUUGGGCAAGAGGCUCGCGAAUUUGAGUUCAAUCCAAACAUCCCACUCCAUCUGUACCUGAAGACAUGCGUCACCUUGCUGAAUAAUGCGUCGGAAUGUUUUCAACGUGGUGACAAGUCUUUAUCAUACUUCUAUUAUUUUCGAUAUGUGGACCUCUGCACAAAUAAGCUUCCCAAUCAUCCAACUAUAAGGUCAACUAGCACUGGAUUGGAUAAUGAUAGUAAACUAUACGUCCAAGAAUACAAACAGCUUCUGCGGUUGGAAGUACCCCAUAUAUUGAAGAUAAUGGAAGAAUUGAAAACAGAGCUCGAUGCCAUGUACGAAAGGCACAAAGUCUCACUGGCAAAUAAUAUUGCUAGUCCAAUUUCGUAUAAGCAUAACAAUAGGAUGGAUGCCUUAUUGCAUGACUACUACACAGAAAGAGGUUGUACAGGACAUUCAAUGCAGCACAAAACUAGCCUGCACAAGAACGAAAAUUUCAACGAAAGGAUAAACUUAAUGAAGGAUAGUUUUAUGGGUAGAGCACCUAAUGGUUCCCAAGAAGUCAGAAAUGUCUCAAAUACAUUUUAUCCUGAUCUACCGACUCUAUCAUAA